Messenger RNA from Colletotrichum karsti, 3609 nucleotides. Its product is annotated as bromodomain and phd finger-containing protein. The coding region runs from base 1 to 3609 and encodes 1202 amino acids. NCBI's taxonomy places the organism in Eukaryota, Fungi, Ascomycota, Sordariomycetes, Glomerellales, Glomerellaceae. Gene Ontology annotation, biological process: regulation of transcription by RNA polymerase II. The record is from RefSeq and is a predicted model, not a curated record. The transcript is spliced from 4 exons.
AUGGCGCCAAAACCUUCUACACCGCGCCGUCCUCCUACCGGCCGCAAAAGGGGACGUCCUCCCGGAACAACCAAUGCCGCUCGCUUUGCGCGCGACCUAGUCGACUCCCCCGCAGAUACUCCUUCCGCCCGACCAUCGCGCGAGCUCGCCACACCCGUCGUAGUCCCCCAAACCGAACCGCCGCCAAAGAGAAGGCGAUACAUUCCGGGCGGUGCUGGAGGUGGGGGACGCUUCAUCGAUGACGAUGGAACCCAGACCCCUAUCGCAGUGCGCAGACAGCCAAGGGAGCCGCGCAGCGUAUCUGCUCUGGUUCCUAGACGAGAACGAAGCGCAAGAAUACGAACCGCCGCAGACCGAGACGAUAUGGAGUUCAGCUCUGCUGCUGCUGUCGCAGCGGCUGUUGCCGAAAACGAAGGAUACAAGCCCAGAGAGGAGCGAGGCUGGGAGGAGUUCCAUCCCAAGCUCGAUAUUGAAGCUACCUUUAUGGUCUUCCGCUCCGAGGAAGUCGAUGGACUGCCUCUCCCACCCGCAAAAUCACCACCCUCCACUCCGCUUGUUGCCCGACCUUCUACGCCGAUGAACGGCUCGAGUACUCCCCUUAAAGAGAUGAACCCAGCUUCGACUGGCAAUACGCCAGCCCCUCAAACAAACUCAUACUUCGCCGUCACCAAUGGAGCCGACACUCCCCAAAAACGACGAACCAGGCCAACUCGAGAAUCCGUAUCUUUCCUCAGCCGAGAUUUAGCUCCAGUCUCGACUCCGAAAGUACCUCAAGUUUUACCGAUUCGAAACCAAACACCCAAGGAACGUCUUGACCUGAAAGCACCCUCAUACCGCAGAUCAGACCAGGUCGAACAAUUUGAGAGCAAGAGUUUUGGCCAGGCACGAUACGUCGACAAGUCGAUGAUGAACGUGGGAUAUCAAGAAACCGACCGGUAUAUCCGACCAGAUGGCAGACUUAUCAAGGCCACCGAGUCAAACCUGGAAGAAGACAUGGAUCAGUCAACUAUCAAGCCUGAUGGUGAAGUCGCGAUUCCCGCGUCCGGCACGAAUGUCGGUCGUGUCGAAUAUGACAUGGACGAACAGGACGACCAGUGGCUCGAAGUGUACAACAAAGAGCAACGCAAGGCUCACGAUCUCGAAAUUGUCACACGCGAGGUGUUCGAGAUCGCAAUUACCAAAAUCGAGAAGGAAUGGCAUGCGCUGGAGAAGAGGAUACCCAAGCCAAACCCCAAACCACCGCAGACGCAUCGCCCACGCUCUAGUUCAGCCGCGGCCGUUAAUGGCGAGCCCCAAGUUGGCGAAGAGCAAGAUAGCAAGUGCGCAAUCUGCGAUGAUGGGGACUGCGAAAACACGAACGCCAUUGUAUUCUGCGACGGCUGCGAUCUGGCAGUCCACCAAGAGUGUUAUGGAGUUCCCUUCAUCCCUGAGGGUCAGUGGCUCUGUCGGAAGUGCCAGCUUAUUGGACGAGGUGUUCCGACGUGCAUAUUCUGCCCCAACACAGAUGGCGCCUUCAAACAAACAAACUCGUCCAAGUGGGCUCAUUUGCUUUGCGCAAUGUGGAUUCCAGAAGUGUCCUUGGGCAAUGCGACUUUCAUGGAACCUGUCAUGGAUGUGGAGAAGGUGCCAAAGACACGCUGGAAGUUGAAUUGCUACAUUUGCAAUCAGAAGAUGGGCGCUUGCAUACAGUGCAGUAACAAAUCCUGCUACCAGGCGUUUCAUGUCACCUGCGCAAGGCGGUCGCGGCUUUUUCUUAAGAUGAAGAACAGCCACGGAGCCCUUGCAGUUCUUGACAACAGCAUGGUACUCAAGGCUUUUUGCGACAAGCACUGCCCACCAGACUACGCCAAGGACAACGGAGUCGCACAGGCGGCUCGCGAGGCUAAGAAGUUCUACAAACGCGCCAUGAAAGGACGCAUCUGGGCGGAUAGUCAGGCAACGGCCCACGCCAUAGCUGCCAACCACAGCCGUGCGCUAACGGAGCACCCACCUGAUGAGAGUCAGAUGACUGGAGCGAAAUUCGCUUCCUAUGUCGCCGGUGGAGAUAAGAAGAAGGGACAGGCUACCAAGCAGAUCUGGAAGCUGCCGUCGGGCGCUCCUAUCAUUCCUCAAGCGGUCUUCGAUAUUGUCGAGCAAGCAUUGUCUCGGUUUCCGUUCCGAAAGCGCAAAGACUUUGUCAGCGAAGCAUGUCGCUACUGGACGUUGAAGCGCGAAGCCCGCCGUGGCGCCGCACUCCUCAAGCGUUUGCAAUUGCAGAUGGAGACCUUCUCUUCAAUGGAGCUCACGAGGCGUAACUUUGCCCAAAUGGGUCCCCCAGGCAAAGCAAGACUUCAAAGGCGAAUCGAAUUCGCCGAGACAUUACUUCAAGACCUAUUGGAGUUGAAGACCCUGUCUGAGCGGGUUGUCGAGAGAGAGCAAGAGAAGCUCGAGGCGGCAGAGCUCGAGCAAGAAUUCGUGGACACCUGCUACUUCCCCAUCGCCAAGCAAUUGGUGCCAGUGGUGGAGAGGGCCAUGUUUCUGGACAAGAACAUCUUCAAAGAAGGCCUUUUGGAACUUCAAGAAAAGCUCGAGUUGCGUUUCUACACGAAUACGCUGGUCUUCACCCACGACCUGUGCGAAGUCAUCAAUGUGGGCAUCAACACGGAACCUCCAGUCCUCGAGGAGUCGGCACCUCUUUCGCCUCCUCGCCUUGAGGCGGCCUUGCAGACGGAGGCCGAGAUCACGCACAAGCCUGUGGAAACCUUGAUCAAGGAACUGGAAGGCAUGUUGGAAGCUAGUAUCGAGUUCCGCCAGCCGUCAAUCACAGUAUCCCGCACAGAAGAAAGCACGGAGCCCAGCCAAGAUACUAUCAUGGUGGACGCAGCCGACGAGCCACAGCUGCAGCCGCAGCCGCAGCCAGAACAAGAGCCGGAGCCGGAGCCGGAUCAGGAUCCAAAGCCGGAUGAUGACCUGCAGAUCACCGUUGCAAACGAAGAGGAAACGGCGAAGCCUCAAGAAGAAGACAUAAUGGCACCUCCUGAGGAUGACGAGAUGGACAUCGAUGCCGAAGGCGAAGACGAUGAUGAGGGCAAUAUCGAGGUCAACACGUCUACAUUGGAGAAGCAGAACGACGUGCAUUCAUCGAAUUCGUCUGUGGCAGGCCAUGAAGGCAAUGGCAAGGCGGCAGAAAAGUCGGAUGGUGCGAUACCAGCUACGAUGCCGCCGUCAGAUACCCCUCCAGAAACCAACGGCUACGUAUCCAUGAGCAGGCCAUCGCAACCCGCGCCUCCGACACCACCGCAAUCUAAUGGCAGCCUGGGCAACGAGUCUACAGACCCGCUCUCUGAGGGCGGCGUGCCGUGGUACUUCAAGGAGUUCAAGCCUAAGGGCACCACGAUCAUCGAAGAGCAGUGGACGGGCCGCGAAGCCAUUCGUAGUCUCAGCGAGGACUUGACCGAUAUGGACGAACAAGAGCUUGAGGGUCUCGCCUUCGACGUUGAGGACAGCACUAUCACUGCUUCGCCCACGGUCAGCGGCGAGGUCACUGCCGAUACCAUCGUCAGCAAAGCCAAGACCAACAACAGGGUGCGUAAACGCACGAGCGCCCGAUCUGCUGCCAGACGACGCUGA